Phoenix dactylifera (date palm) is the source of this 3701-nucleotide messenger RNA. The record is from RefSeq and is a predicted model, not a curated record. NCBI's taxonomy places the organism in Eukaryota, Viridiplantae, Streptophyta, Magnoliopsida, Arecales, Arecaceae.
UCUCCGGCCCUCCUUCCGUCGAUCGACAUCGCGUUCCCAUCUUUUUCUCUCGAUUCAUCUCCAAAGAACUCCAAGAUUCCAAGCUCCUUUCUCGCCAAGCCAACGUCCGUUUCCCAAGCUGUCCGCCCCUUUUUCUCGUUGGUUAUACUCUCUCUCUCUCCUCCAUUCGAUUCAUUUCGCUCUCUUGGACUCGAAGCAUCCAAGGAAUCAAUCUCGCUUUCGCUCAGCUUUCCACGUUUUCCCCACGAAAACAAGCGAGAUGGCGAUGUAUUUGGACAACGAUUUGGAGUUCAUGUUGGAGGGCUACAUCGACAUGCUUGAAUUCGACGACGAUGAAGACGACAAUGAUCCAUUCGAAGUGAUCGACCAGCAGCAAGAAAGAUAUGAUUUUGACUUCGAAGGGGGCGAUGACAUGGGAAGGCAGAGGAGUGACACCACGGCUUCCGAGGCUCGGAAUGGGAAGGACAUACAGGGGAUACCGUGGGAGAGGCUUAGUUUUACGCGAGACCAGUACCGGGAGAUGAGGUUGAAGCAGUACAAGAACUACGAGAACCUAUUCCAAUCUCGGGUCCAGCUGGAGAAGGAAUGCAAACAAGUGGAGAAGGGGAGCGGUUUCUAUGAUUUUCAAUACAAUACAAGGCAUGUCAAGUCGUCAAUUGUGCAUUUCCAGGUACUUACUGAUCUCCAAUAGUUCUCCAUUUCAAUUGAAAGUCCAGAAGUUUGGGCUAUGAUUUGUUUACUAAUUUUGUCAAUUAAGAGGGUGCUUAACUGAGUAGUUCAUCAUGUGCUGAUGGAAUGCUUUUUGCCCAUUGUUGUAAUCAGCUAGUUACCUUAGAUCUUUUGGAAGUUUCUAAGAAAGCUAAACUAAUGAAAUUGCAGAACUAAAUCUGUAAAUACAAAACUAUAAAAAACAAAGACAUGAGCCAUGUUGAUGGUGUAUGAUUGAUAGCGAAAAUCAUUUAGAUAUUCUGAGAUUCCAGGCAAAGUUGUGUUAUUGUAUUGUCAGAAUGGUUGGGGCAUGUCUAUGACUAGCACUGUCAAAAAGUGCUGUUAAAUAAAAAAAAAUGAAGUCUGUUUACCUGUUGGAUAAAUACAUAUAAAUAUUUCUUCUUCAGUUUCUAAGGUGCCACCAAUAAGAGAUUCAUGUAAUCAUUAGAUUGUGAACAGGAUCACGCUUCCUUUAUAUUUCAAAUUUAUUAUGGACUUAAUUUUAUGAUUGUAUUUAACUAAUGUGCCAUUAACUCAUAACUAGUGUCACAUGCAGCAUAUCUUCACUCUUUUGGUUGGAAUCUUCCAAUUUUGCAGGUCAUUGGUACAUAUAUUUACAUAUUACAUGGACAUGUGAUUUGACUAUUAAAUUUCUAUCUUUAAUGAAGUAUUUAGCUUUUCGAGGACCAUUGCGAUUUAGGAAGGUAAGGAAUUUAAUUAUUUAUGUUUGAAAUAAUAUUGAACAGAUACAAUAUUUGUCAAUAUUUGUUUUUUAUUUCUUAGUGGAGUUCUAGGUGCAUGCACAAGGUAUGCCUAUAACCCUGAUUUUAUGUCAUUCCUACUGGAACUUAUAUUUACCACUUGGCUUGAGAGCUAUGGUUGUAUCUGUUUGUGAACAUUGGCCUUCAUUGCUCAAAAUGAGGUAAAUUGCAGCAAACUUUACAGGAAAGACAUGGAAAACUGGAAGAAUAUUUAUCAGUUAUUUGAAUUCUGCUGGAGAACUUAGUUGGAAAGCAUUGCAUGCUACUUCAACCUGGAAACUCCUUUGGUUUCUUGUUGGUUUCCCCUGUAUUUUCCAUGUAAUGUUGUUUUCCUUUUCCUGCUUUCGGACAUUUUCUAAGCAUUUUUCUACUUAUCUAGGGCUUCCUACAUUAGUUUCCCACAAUGGCAGAUGUUCUACACUAUGAUUUUUGUCUACCAACCAAUAUCUCUAGAGUACCUUGCUAAUAAUCUAUUUAAAUGGGUGCAAUGUAGAAUGUUUAAUUUAUGAAUAGUGGAUUGGCUUCUCUCUCUCUCUCUCUCUCUCUCUCUCUCUCUCUCUCUCUCUCUCUCUCUCGUUUAAGCAAGGACUGUUUCCCUCCUUACACUCACUACAAGAAAAAUUUGAGGAGAAGAACAUGUAACUUGUACUAUGACUGUUGAUUUCACAAUGGGAGCAAUUUAUCUUAUGUUUUAUCUCAUUCGAUGUUGUCUGGUUCAUGCUGUUCUGCUUCAUUGAACUUUAACCAUUUGAUGUGACUGUUAACCCUCAUGUCUAAAAUUUAGCAGCGGACUGCCGUAUAAUUUGUUCUUUCAGCACUAAAGCAGGCGGAAGUGCUUUAUGCGCAGCUGGCACAGUAAGAAGAUCCUUUUGAUAUGUUGAGGAAUCUACUGUGGGCAACCACGAAGCAUGACGUCUACAUGAUGCAGAACUACUCAGUUAUGCACUGGUCAUCUUUGCGCCAGAGAAGCAAGGAAGUACUCAAUGUAGCUGGACAGAUUGCACCAACCAAGCGAAGUCGUGGAUCUUCAGUUCAGCCUGUUUCAAGGGUACAGGUCAGCACAAUGGCUGUAAAAGAUAACUUAAUGGUUGCUGGUGGUUUCCAAGGGGAGCUCAUAUGUAAGUACCUGAAUCAACCUGGAGUGGUCUUCAGUACAAAAGUAACUAAUGAUGAGAAUGCCAUCACCAAUGCAGUGGAGAUCUAUCAAACCUCUAAUGGUUCCACCCAUUUGAUGACCGCUAACAAUGACUGCCUUGUGAGGGCCUUUGACACUGAGAACUUCACCUUGCUCAGUCAAUUUCCAUUUUCUUGGUCUGUGAAUAGUACUUCCGUUAGCCCUAAUGGCAAGCUUCUUGCUGUUCUUGGGGACAGCGUAGACUGUCUUAUAGCAGAUUCCAAGUCAGGAAAAGUAAUUGGAAAUCUCAAGGGACACUUGGAUUAUUCCUUUGCAUCAGCUUGGCAUCCAGAUGGACAUAUCCUGGCUACAGGGAACCAAGACACGACCUGCCGGUUAUGGGAUGUGAGAAAUCUAUCAGAGUCCUUUGCUGUACUUAAGGGGAGGAUGGGCGCAAUCCGGGGCGUCAAAUUCUCUGCAGAUGGCCGUUUCAUGGCCAUGGCUGAGCCAGCUGAUUUUGUUCACAUACAUGAUGCGAGGGCUGAUUACUGCAAAGCCCAGGAGAUCGAUCUUUUUGGGGAGAUUGCUGGCAUGUCUUUUAGCCCUGAUACUGAGGCUUUCUUUGUGAGCACAGCAGACCGCACCUAUGGGAGCCUGUUGGAGUUCAGCAGGAGGCAUCAUUAUCAAUAUACGGAUUGUUUCCUGUGAUUGAGAGAAGGCUUGAUUGGUAGUUUUCCCCUGCGGACCGAUGAGCUAUAUUUAUCAGGUCAAAAGAAACGGGGAUAGUAGAUGUGUCACUGGAAUUCUUCUAUGGUUUUGGGAGAGAUUUUGAUAAUUGAUCUUAUAGAAGGUGGUUUUCAUUUCCUAAAUGCUGCAUAGGAAAAGUUUGGAAAGUGAUCUUCCUUCUUGUACAGGAGUUGUGGUUAAUAGGUUUCUGUAGUCGUGUAAAGUGGUUGGUGUUCAUCUGGAGGACAUCUUGUUUUAAAUUGGAUCCUCCCCACUUUUUUUAUUCUUCCAUAUAUGACUCUCUUUUCUACACUAUUUGUUACAGAAGCUACUUGUACUUACAAAAUUUUGGAUGUGUAUAUCUAUAGCUCUACAGAGUUGUCAGCUCACAA